Messenger RNA from Ylistrum balloti, 2448 nucleotides. RefSeq names its product autophagy-related protein 101-like. The record is from RefSeq and is a predicted model, not a curated record. Lineage: Eukaryota; Metazoa; Mollusca; Bivalvia; Pectinida; Pectinidae. Gene Ontology annotation, biological process: autophagy; autophagosome assembly. The coding region runs from base 75 to 731 and encodes 218 amino acids. Gene Ontology annotation, cellular component: phagophore assembly site. The transcript is spliced from 8 exons.
UGAUAAAAAUAGCGAGACAUUUAUGGUUAUAUUUCAUCAUGCUUUAUACAUAAUCAUCUCUCUGAUAUGGCAAUAUGAAUGCGAGAAGCCAGGUGUUUGAACUUUCCGUAGAGGGAAGACAGAUAGAGGAAGUGGUCAGCAGUGUAUUUCAUACUCUGCUUCUCCAUCGAACUCUUGGCAAGUUCCAUUACAAACAAGAAGGAAGUUACUCUAUAGGCACAGUGGGUGUGGUUGAUGUCGACUGUGACUUCCUUGACUUCACUUAUGUGCGAGCUGCAUCAGAGGACCUGGACUCCUCCAUACAGAGGGAGAUUGGUACCUUUAGGGAUACGUUAAGGGAGGGUCCUGGGUGUGGCCAGAUCUCCUUGGAAUUUUAUCAGAAGAAGCGGGCACGAUGGCCAUUUAUGGCGGAGUGUAUACCUUGGGAGGUGUGGACUAUUAAACUAGAAACACUGACCCUGGCAAAUGAGAAUGAGAGACAAGUAUGUAGGGAAAAGCUGGGUGAAAUUCUCGCUGAGAAGGUGAUGCAUGUAGCAGAAGCCAUGAAUCGCCAUGAAUAUGUCCCCAAAAUGCCUAACCAAUCCGAGCUGGACCUGAUAUUUGACACAAGUUACAGAGAUGUUCAACCCUACCUAUUCAAGAUUUCCCAUCAGACGACAGGACCAAUGCCCACCUCUGUAGGAACUACAAUGAGAAAGCUUCUAAAAGACACGCUAGCUCUAGACUUAUGAUGACAACCUGAAACAUAGUGUUAAUAUCACUCAGUGCUUCAGUUUGGUCAUCAGAAAUAACCAAGUCUGAACUGGUCAUCUGAAGGGAAUAUAUAGUACAGCAUUAAGUUUAUCAGUCUGAUGAUCUGGGAAAAGAACUUUGUGGAACAUCACCAGCAGAUGUGACUGUUGCAGCACCAUCAAAGGCUUUGUGUGGCAGUGCAGGUUAUCGUUUCAGUGUCCACACCGCAGAAUUUACAACUCAUUGUUGUAUUUUAUACAACUCAAGUCGACAGCUCUUAGGAUGUAGACAUUGGCAUUAACCAAAUAUUCCAGAGAAAGUUGACAUUUUGAUUUAUGAAGGACUUGUGUUUCUGCUAUAAAAUAAUUGCUUGAUAUUAUUCAUAUGUAAUGGAUAUUGGAUAAAGUACAUGGACAGAAGAAGUACUGCAUGGACAGAAGAAUCAGAGAUGUUGUUGAAAUCAAUAAGGUUUCAAUAGUCCUGUACAUUUAACCCUAUGUUGAAGUCUUGCCAUUGAAUGAGAGUCGAGAAUGGAGAAUAUCUUUAUUGCUUGUGUGUGUGUGUAUAAACAAAAAGAUAACGACUAAAUGAAAUAUCAUAAGGAUCAAUGGCCAAUUCAAUAAGUAAUUAUUUAAACAGGAGAAAUGAUUAAAGUCCAGGUUCUUAUGAUAUGUUCAUGAUGUAGAAUCAUGAUAAUAGAUUGGUGAUCCAACACUCUGUAUGUCGAACUCUGUGGUAGUCUCCUAGAAUGGAUCUGUAAUCGGUUCAAUAGAGUUCCUCUCUCAGAGUGCUUUGAUUCCUUUGUUCUAUUUCCAUGAUGUAGAAUUCAUGACACUAAGUUCUAUGAUGGUUUCGAGAAAAGACAAAAUAUUUCAUAACAUAGCUUUUUUUAAAAUGCAUAUGUAUUCAUAUAUUUAAGGUGAAGGUAACUUUUAUCGUGCAUUAAUUAAGUGAUAUUUGAAUAUGUUGGUGGAGUUACUGUUUGUUCUCACAUAUAUAAUUUAGACAGAGAAAGACAUGAUACUCAUUUUGCCAAAUGUCAAAAGUGCACAUGCCUGUGUGUUCAUGCAAGUUGUUUUUAUUUUAGUUGAGUAAUUGUGUAUAAAAUGUCAAAUUAUGAUGUGAUAGAUUUGUGUGGAAAGUAAUAUUGUAUAAAUGACAAGGAAAGAGUGAAUGUUAUUAUUUAUAGUGAUGAGAACUGUAAAAGAAGCAAUAUAUCUAUCAUGGUAUGUAGGGCUAGGGUGAAGAUUCUACUGAUGAGAAGAUUGGUAGAUAAUGAUUUAUACCUAUGAGUGACAAGACCCGAGUGAAAAUUAUUUGUAGAAUUGAUCUCAAUUGCUUAAGUUGGGACAUAUAAAUACUUGUAUUAUACAGGUAUAGAAAUGUUUCAGUGAUCCAUUCUUCAUAAUUUCAUGAUAACUUCACUAAUUAUCUACCAAAAAUAACUGAUGAGUACUGUUAAUAAUUUGAUAUAUUGUCUAUAAAACUCAUGAUGUGUGUUAGCUGUAUCCAGGUAUAUACAGGUAUAAACUACAUAUAAAGCUGCCAAGGCUAUAUAAUACUAACUCGUACAUACAAUUACUGUACUCCAUAGUACGUACAAUUACUGUACAAACUAGUACAUACAAUUACUGUACUACAUAGUACAUACAAUUACUGUACUACAUAGUACAUACAAUUACUGUACUACAUAGUACAUACAAUUACUGUACUCCA